GCCUGCCCGCCCUUUCAAAGACAGAAAGAGAAAGAGAGAGAGAGAGAGAUGAGAGGAGUGGGAGGGCCAUUGUUAUGCAUCGGCGAUCUGCUGAGUGACGUUGGAGAAAGCGAUGCCGGCGGUGAUCAGCUUCCGUCGCACCCAAUCAAUACACCUUCACCGGACUACAAUUCCAGCCUCCAACCCUCCGAUCUAAACAAGCUCUUUCAGGAAAAGUAUGAGCAGCUGAACAAGGCACUUGCUGGCACAGAUCAUUCAUGGACGCAUCUCACACUGGAGCUAUGCACUGCACUGGAGACUGCAAACAAGUUGGUCCACUCAACCAAUUCUAAUGUUGGCAUGUUGAAAGAUAAGGUUGAGGAGCUUUGUGAAGUCAUUAAUAGAAGAGACGCAACUAUUGAAGCUGCAAAAGCCUUUGAAGGCUCUCCAAAACAACCUGAGAGCAGUUAGUGAGGAUGUCUGAUCAAUUACCAAGUUGAAGGUCAGCAGUCUUGCUUUGCACUGGACUUAUCACUUCUAGCUUUUACAAGGACAUGCUUAGCAUGUUCUUGCUGUAAAUAUGCAUGAAUUAAAGAUAUUGGUACUAGCAAAACUUAAGCUGCAUUUGCUGCACCUGCUUCCUGGUCGUCCCUUGCCAAAGCUUACAUUUUAUUUUGUUCAUUUCACUAUGUACUCCUUAGUACUACUGUAAUCCUUGUUCUGAUUA
Solanum stenotomum is the source of this 706-nucleotide messenger RNA. RefSeq lists its product as uncharacterized. The coding region runs from base 49 to 450 and encodes 133 amino acids. Lineage: Eukaryota; Viridiplantae; Streptophyta; Magnoliopsida; Solanales; Solanaceae. The record is from RefSeq and is a predicted model, not a curated record. The transcript is spliced from 3 exons.